AUGAGCAUAUUAACAGCCAAUUUUUGGAUAACAUGCUUGUCAUUUAUAGUAUUUUUUGGUUACGUUAUAGGUACCGAAAAUGAAAAGUUUGUUGAAAAGACUAUAAUUAAUAGAUUACUUCAUAGAAAUAGGUAUUUCUUGGGAUAUGAGUUGGAGAUAGAGGUAGAUGAGGAUUUGAAUAAAAAAAAUGACAGGUUUGUUUCUAACGAACUUUUGGGAUUAUUACAAAUUCCUUUUCUAGAGGACAUGUUAGUGGUUUCAACACAAGGUAUGUGGAGAACAAAUAACUGGGGAGAGCCUCCUAGCACCAUUUAUACUACAGGGUCAAUAUUGGACUUGGGAUUUUCUGAUGCAAGUUUAGUUUCUGAGGAUUUUUGGUCAUCUUUAUUAAAUAGAGUUUCUUCAAUAAUGUGUAAUUCCUUGACAGUCUUUAAUAAUGCUUUGAAUAGAGAAAAGAGUUGUACUCAUAUUAUGAAGGGUAACAAUCUGAGUAGACAAAUAUGCAAUAACUAUGAUGACACCUUAUGUAUGGAUAAUUUAAAUUGUUGGAGGAAGAUUUUACCUUGUUUGUCAUUGGACUAUUCAGGUAAGGCAGGGUCUUAUGGUAUUCUAAAGAAGAUAUCUUUGGACUCCUUUGUAAAAGCAUCAUACAAAUCGAUAGGAUUUGAACUUAAGAAAAGAGGAAGCAAAGCAUAUUUUAGGAUUUUCUUUAACAUAGUUUUGAAAGGAAAGCCUUUAUCUAUAAAUGAAAAGAGACAGAACGAGACUUUGUGGGCAUUAAUAGGCCUUGAGGAGCCUGAAUACGAAGAAUUUCUUUGUCCAGUUUUUAUAGAAUCUAAGAUCAUCUAUUUUUUGAAUAGUAUACUUGAGAAAGAAAAGUUAUUAAGGAAUAACGAUAUAUGUAAGAUUGUUUCCUAUAACCACCCACUACGGGACGAUCUAUUUAACUUGGAAAUAAAUGCCUUAAAACUAAAUAAUUCUACAAUUAAAUUAGACCUGGAGUUUUUAAGAGAAAUAUGUGGAGUGACGUGGAUUAAACAUAUUUCUGCUCUGCAUCCUCAGAAACAACUUGAAGAUAAGUCAAAACUAAGUUUUCUACACAUUGAUAGAUCCUACGUCAGAUCAGUAGUAGGAAAUGACAUUAAGAAAGAUAGAACGGAAGGAAGUUUAAUAAUAGGUAUGGAUAAUCUUCUUUCUGAAAAAAGUAUAAGAAUCUGCCAUUGGGAACAGUUCCCAAGGUAUAUUAAUCCUUGGUUCUACAAGACUCGAGUUUUGUCAGCAAGAUCCAAAGUGAUCAAAGAUAUCCAAGAUAUUCAUGACAAAGACGGACAAGUGCUAAUUUUGGACUCUUAUAAGGCCUUCGAAUUUUUAAAUCUUAAAAUCUACAAAUCUCAAAACAUAUUGGUAAAUUUUUGCAUUAAUUUAGCACCAAAUACAAACGUUGUUGUUAUAUUCAAGUUUCAAAAAUACUUCCUUCCACUUGAAUAUCUAGGUGCAAAAAGUAAAAGAGGCCAGAUCUCUCCUCCUUCUGUAUCUUAUUGGAAAAUUGAAAAAGAUUCUAAGGAAGAUAAUGAUGAUUACAGAACUUUUUAUCACAACAUAAAUAUAAUCCCAACAAUUUUUUUGGAUCAUACAAUGACUUUCAACAUUAUCGCAAUUACAAGUGCUUUUGUCAUUUUUGGAAUAGUAACUACAACUAGGCCUAUUCAGCUUAAUCUUAAGAACAUCUCUAUAAUUUAA
Messenger RNA from Cryptosporidium ubiquitum, 1740 nucleotides. RefSeq names its product PIG-T family protein. The transcript has a single exon. Bases 1 to 1740 code for a protein of 579 amino acids. Gene Ontology annotation, cellular component: GPI-anchor transamidase complex. Gene Ontology annotation, biological process: attachment of GPI anchor to protein. Lineage: Eukaryota; Apicomplexa; Conoidasida; Eucoccidiorida; Cryptosporidiidae. The record is from RefSeq and is a predicted model, not a curated record.